AUGGAGUGGAAUCCGGAGAGGAGGAAAAGAAGCUCCGUGAGUGGCAGCAGCUGGGGCAACUCGAGCUGGAUGAGAUUCCAGUAAGUUUCCUUGCUUUGUUUUUCCUUGAGCUUCCUGGUGUGGCCUCUGGCUGAGUGGCUUGCAAAACUUUGUACAGACAUUUUACAGGAAAUGCUUGCUGGCAUACUGUUCAACUCCUGCUUGAACUCUCCCUGCUUCUUUCCUUGAUAUUUAAGUACUCCAUCCUUUUUUGCUCUCCUUGCUCUGGAUCGCUUUGGUACCGUAAACAAGCGAUUCUGCAAGGGCGCAGAGCUCUUCAUUCAGUUUAUAGAGCAGUUUGUAAAAUGACGAGCGCAUAGGCAGGCAGGGUUAACAGGCGCAACUUGCUAUACAAGGGUUUGGCAUCGCCCAAAUUCCUUCCACCCUGUUCUCUUGAAUUGGAGACUGGUAUUUCUCGGUUGCCUUUGCACCUCCCUCCCUCUGGUCUCUUCCUCCCCACUCACUCCCUAGCCGUAAUGAAGACUGCAAGCCCUUCUAGGCACGAACCUCUUAGGGUGAGAUGCAAGGGUACUCAGUGCUAUAUAGUUAAUAUUAUUAUGCAACUUAUUGUACUCUGUUUUUAUACGUGUUGUAAGCUGCCCAGAUGGGCGGGGUAUAUUAUUAUUAUUAUUAUUAUUAUUAUUAUUAUUAUUAUUAUUACUAUUACUGUUACUAUUAUUAUUAACUAUAUUGGAGCCUGGAGUUUAAGGGUUAAUAAAGCGAGGUCUCAGACCUCCAACUACCCCAUCUCCGUUCAGUUCUAGGAGUCGCUUUUGUGCAACGCAGUUUCAGCAAAAGCUUCCCCAAGUGUAUGCAAAACUACAAAAUGCCUCCGCCCUCCAAACACAUAUUGGGACUUUGUGAUGACUACGCGCAGGGGUGCCAACUUGAAUAAAACAUUGGGGUUGGGGCACAUAAUCGAUCACACGCACACUAUCUGAAUGGCAAUGCCCAUCAACUUGGGAGCGUCUGUCUCCCUCAAAUAUUUUAAUAGAGGUGGGGGGAGGGACCUGGGUCCCUAGGAGUUGGCUCCUAUGACAGCGGAAGUGGCUCCGACGUCGAGGCUGGACGAAGCCCCUUUUGAUGAACUUUGCAAGGAGCAGAGACGGGGGGGAGCAGUGGAGAAAGGAGAAGCGGCGCGGGGGAGGAGGAGUUGUUGCUCUGUGUUAUUGUUUUACAAACGCGGACAAAGAUUCUGGGGUUCACGUCCGCUUUGAAAAUCUCACCAGUUGGUCGCUACCCGCCCCCGCCCCCGCCUCAUCCCCGAUGGGGAGAUUGCACUCUGCACGUGCUCUGGAGCGCGCGCACCGCAGCAGCUGAGCAGCGAGGCCGGCGAGCAACCUCUGGGCGGCUGACGGCGGCCUGCCACUCGCGUCCCCUAAGCGGCGCCCGGCCACCUCCGCCUCGGAAGAGCCGGGCGCCGCCGGGCCCGCAUGCGCCGCCCCCGCCGCCGCCGCGCCUUGUGGGCUGGAGCCGCCGGUGCUCCUCCUCCCGCCUUCCUCGUCGUCUCCGCCUUUUUCUUCCGCUGCUCUCGCUGCUGCUGCUGCCGGCCAUCGCCGCGGCUGAGGACCCGGGAGCCGCUGCUGCAGGUACCGCCCGCGUCCCCAGCGCCCCUUCCACCCGCGGGACCCCGAUCCGACCCUCCGGCCGGCUGCCCUCGCAGGAUGAGGCCCCCCUCCCUCUCCCCGGGUCCGGUUGCCGUGGAAACGAGCCCGCCCCUUGCAAGGUUGGCCUCGCCUGCCUCUCCGGCGAGGUGGUCGCCAUGGAGACCCCGUGGUCUCCCUGCCUUCGGGGCAGCCCGGGGACACAGGCCCUUUCUCAGCGCAUCCACAUCCCUCUUUCCCUUGCCUUCCUUCAUCCCCCCUUCCUCUUCUCAUCACCAUAGUAACCAGCCCAUGCCAUCACCCCCAAAACGUCGCUUCUCCCUUCGCAUCUCCCCCCACGUAAUAGGGAAUUAAUUCUCCUCCCAUCAAAAAUGCUUACGGGAUUAUUCCGCUCCUCCAGCAAAUCAGGCUGUCAUUGCUUCUCAUCCCCGUGAUAUCAUACCGCAUCGUGAGCCCGUUCUUCCCUUUUUCGUCACCCCCUCCCCCAAAUCAGAAAUUAGGCCCCUUUUGAGGAAAGACCCAGCAAAAAUUGCCCACUGCAAAGUCCAGUUGUCGCAGAUGAUGCUGGUGCAUAUCCCCCUGUGACCUUCCUCAUUUCGGGGGAGCGUGUAGUGGGAUAUUAGAGACCAGAUGGCACCGUGCAAAAGACUGGAUUUGGCUUAGGGUUCACACUUAUCUAUCUCGUAUGGAUGCUCUAAUGCAGGCAUGGCCAAUUUCUUAAGCUAUGGGGACUGGGCCCCUUUUGCAAAGCCACUGUAGGGGAGGGGCACUCCUCCCUGGGAAGAACUGCCAAGAAUUAUUAAGGUAAUAAUCUGCAGAGGGGGCAGAUGAGAGUCAUGCUGCAGGUCUCCUGACUGGACGGUUUGCAAUCCCUGCUCUAGUACCUUUUGCAAUCCUGUGGCCCAUAUCCAUUCCCUGUAUUAGUGCUGUCUGUUAUGUGGAGGGAACAUCAGUGUCAAAUCCAAACCUUUCUUCCCUCCCAGUAAAACAAGUCAGCAGACUACACAGUUGCUCCCGUAUGUGGGAUGCACAAUUCAUGCUCUCCCUUAUGCUGCAGGAAACAAAAUACUACCACCACACCCAUUGGUGACCGAGUCCCAUCAUCUGCUUCAAUUGGCUCUUCCUUAGCUUGUCAGAAGCACUGUCACAGAGCUGUUUUUCCUGUGGGAGGGGAGUGUGCCUUCCCUGUCAGUUGCCUAUGGCCAGUUUCACAGCUAAGGCUUCUUUUGUCAUAGCCAUCUGUGUGCCUCUUGGCCUGGAAGUUGCAUGCUAAUGGAUGGGCCAUCAUGUUGCGCAAGCCUUUAAUCCCUCUCUGUGCCCAUCUCUGAAGCUGAUUUCUCUGUGACCUCUCAAUUGCAGACGCCCACUUACAAGCUCCCCUGAGCGGCCAGUGGCAGUGUGGGGCAUGGCAGCAGUGUGGCAGCAAGUGUUGGCUGUAGACGCACGGUAAGUGUAAAGGAGUAGGGCCCGCAGGGGUCUUGGGCAGUGCUUUGUGCUGCUGGGGUCUACCUGUGCUGGCGGAAGUAGUGUGCUUCUGCAUAUCAAUUGCUGGGAAUCACAAAUGAGGAGAGUGCAUCUGGUUGGUCGUUGUAAGAAAAGGAUGCUGAGCUAGAUGGCCCUUUGGUCUGAUCCUGCAGGGUUCCCCAUGUUAUUAUGGGAAGAGCAAGUCCAGAGAAGGAGCUAAAUCAGUCUUGUCUAAUUGUUCAGGGAGAUGGGUGUCUUGUGUGAGAAUUCUAGAUCCAUGUUUGGUGGGAACAUCAACAAUAGUUAUGAAUAUGCUUUCACAAUUACCCGUGGUAGUUUCUCCAGGUGAGUCAAUCAUUUUUGAUGCCAUACUUUCACUUAGUGCAGGAAUUACCAUAUUGGUCUGAAUAUAGGCUGCAUCCCGCUCUUCCCCAAACCAGGCCUGUAUAAAAUCAUGCUCUUAUAUGUAGAAAAGCUGUGAUUUUAAAAAAUCUCAUUUUAGGGGUGCUUCCUAUAUUGGGGGAGGCUUGUAUCCAGACCAAUAGGAUCAAACCUCCACUAAAGACAUGUCCUGCGAAAGGGUCAGUGUCUUGUGUCUUUGGACAACUAAGUUUUAGAAGCAAAAUAUCAAUAUUUUAGAGGUAGAUGGCGGUUGGGUGGGUUCCUCAAAUCCGACUUUCUACCAAAGGGAUUUUAUUUCCAGUUGUUGAAUGUUUUUCAUUUGGUGGCCUCAAAUAUAUUGCAUAAUGCCAUUAUAGUGUUAUCAGCUGGAGUACUGACCACAGCGUGGCAAUGCAAGAUACUGUGCUGCAGGGGAAUCUUGAAGGAGUUUCUCUCUGUUCAGUUGGCGCUAACCCCAGCACAAUGCUAAAGAGCAAAAGAGAGCAGGGUGAGCUGAAUUAGAAUGCGGCAGGCUCAGGCUUCCAGCAGCUGAUGCACCAACCCCUAUUUCAGGUACAACGCAUACCGCACCCCAACCUUCCCGCAAUUCCGCACACAGUACAUCCGCCGGCGCAGCCAGCUGCUGCGGGACAACGCCAAGGCCGGCUACGACCCCUCGCUCCGUAAGCAGUACCUGCGGCUGCGCAGCCAGCUCCUGGCCCAGCGCUACGGCCCCCUCUCAGAACAGAGCAGCUUCCGUGCCUACAGCAACAGCAUUGUCCGAAGCAGUCGUACCACACUUGACCGCAUGGAGGUAACCAAGGGCAGCCGGGGGGACGAAGAGACUAACACCAGCCCUGUGCAUUUGGCCUGGGACAUUAUGUAUUUAAAUGAAGCCUAUUCCAUUGGUGGGAAGAGGGCUAUAGUUUUGCCGAGGUCAGCACUUGCUCAGAGGAGAGAAUGAUUCCUUGCCAACACAGGAGCAUUUCAGCUCCCACUCCGUGCAGCACAGUAUUCUUGUCCAGUAGGAUCAGGGCUGUGUGUAAUCUGUCCCCCAGGGAAGCCAAAGCUAAACUAUGCAUGUGCCAUGGGCAUAGCCGGGGGGGGCAGGGAGGGGCAGCUCCCCCCUCCAGAUCAAGUAAAACAAUAGAAAUACUUAACUGACCAACCACAUUGGUUCUGCUCCCCCUAACAAAAAACUUGUCUAUGCCCAUGACAUGUGCAAUAGACAUACGCAGAGUAAAUUUGUAUAGAGCCGCUCACAUAAUUCCAAUCCCAAUAGUCAGAUUUUCAGAAAAUUUGGCAGAUUUGGGAAAACAGACAAGAAAAAUGGGAAUGUAGAGAGCAGAACAAGGUACGGGCACAGUUAAAGAGGUAUUCCUCCCUCUGCAAAGGUUCCAGAGCCUUCAUUAAAAGCCUCCCGACACAUUUUUAGUCAUCAGGAUUAGAAAAUAGACAAACAAAACAGAGGGAACAGAAGCACAGGUUAGAAAUCUGAGUCUUUUAUAAAGGCACUCUGCAACUUAAGUGCUGGCGUCCGUUUCCUCAUCUUCUCAUUGCUUCCUCUCUGGAAUCCCUGACCUUGCAGAUACGCCUGUCUCUGCUUCCUUCAGUAAUGCACCCAGCACAGUAUGUCAUCUAGCUCCUUGCUAUCUUCCAGUGUAACUACUUUAUGCAUUGUGCCACAGGAUUUUGAUGACGACCCAAGGGCACUGGGUGCCCGAGGCCACCGCCGCUCUGUCAGCCGAGGGUCCUACCAGCUGCAGGCGCAAAUGAACCGAGCUGUCUACGAUGAGAGGUAUAAGGCCUAUAGAUCUAAUCUGGGGCUAAUUUGGUGCAUGCCAAUUCUUUGACUUCCAAGUUUUUGUCAGAACCCUGGAUGCUGCUCUGACUCCAGUACAGGUAAAGCAGUCAGGACAAAAGCUCUAUGUUCCCAUACUGGUCUCCCCACCCCACCACCCAUUCCACUGGAAACAAGGUGUGCUUAUUUCAUAACAAUGUCUUGUGUCUUCCUUUAGACCCCCUGGCAGUGUUGUCCCCACUUCGGUGGCAGAGGCCAGCCGUGCAAUGGCUGGGGAUACCACCCUAAGUGAGAACUACGCCUUUGCUGGCAUGUACCAUAUAUUUGACCAGCACGUGGAUGAGGCUGGUGAGUAGAGCAGUCGCUAAGGUGUCAUGGAGUAACUACUGUCUCCUUGUUGUCUUUUGAUGUCACAUUGGUCAUAUGAACCAGGGUGACUAUGAAGAUUGCGUUUUGGAGAGAACUAUAUAGAAGAAGUGACACACCACACACCCCUGCAAAAAAACAACAACAGACGACUCCAGGACAAGUAGUGAGAUUAUUAUUCCUGCCUUCUUGAGGUAGAAGCGAGCAAAGGAAAGUGGAGGGUUGGAAAAGCCUUUACAGGCUGGUGUUGCUUCUUUUGCUGAUAAGCAUGCUUAAGUGCAGCUGUUAACUAUUAAGUAGCCCAACACAAAGCCUCCCUUCCCCCACAGCCUUCCUCAAAUGCUCCUUAGAGAGCUCUGUAAUUGUGUUGAUGCAAGAAGGGAAUCGUGUUCUGAGUGGUAUCUGGCAGAGAGAUAUUUGUAGCUGGAGUGCAUGGAAAUAAUUAAGAAUCCCUUAAAACUGUCAGCCUCUUAGAGGGUGGGUGCUGGUGCUGCUCUUGCCUUUGCUGUCAACAUCCGGCUAACAACCAUUUCCCCUUUUCUUCCCCAGUGCCCAAGGUUCAGUUUGCCAAUGAUGACAAACACCUAUUAGCCUGCUGUUCUCUGGACGGUACCAUUUCUGUGUGCCAGCUAGUGCCAACUCCCCCUGUGGUGCUGCGGGUGCUGAAGGGACAUAGCCGUGGUGUGUCAGACUUUGCCUGGUCCCUCUCCAACGACAUCAUUGUUUCCACUUCCCUUGAUGCCACUAUGCGCAUAUGGGCUACAGAGGAUGGCAAGUGCAUCCGGGAAAUUCCAGAUCCAGAUGCCUCUGAGCUGCUCUGCUGCACUUUCCAGCCCAUGAACAAUAAUCUCACGGUGGUGAGUGAAGGCCUAGGAUAUAGUGCCCCUGCCCACUUCCACCUGAGCGAAUAAACAAAGCACUGGGCCUUUCCCCUACAAGGGACAUGUGCUUGCAUACAGUUGAGGUUUCUUCCUUUCUCCCCACCCCCAAAUGAUGUAGGCAUGUAAUAAGUGGGCUGAAUCAAAAGAAAUGGGGACUGGAAUCAGUACUGCUGGGGGUGAAGCAAAGGCAGUCUGGUCACAAGUCAAAGGGACUUGGCACAGAUAAAAACAUAAACUUUCUCCUCUAGGUGUUUCAGGUCCAUAAUUAACCAAGAUGGUGGUGAGGGGAGAGUCUCUUGGGGGGUAAGAGAAAAGGAAGAGAGUGUGCCUGUUGCUCAUUCUUCUGCUCUGUAGAAUAGUAUGAAACUGACAUCUUUAUUUGUCCAUAAGGUGGGGAAUGGAAAGCACAACCUCCAUGUGGUGAACAUCUCAACAGGGAAAAAAGUGAAGGGUGGCUCAAGCAAGCUAACUGGCCGAGUGCUGUCUCUCUCCUUUGAUUCCCCUGGCCGUAUCCUCUGGGCAGGAGAUGACAAAGGCAGCAUAUUUUCUUUCCUCUUUGAUAUGGCAACAGGUGAGUGGAGUGGGAUGGGGAGCAUAGUAAGGACAAGGAUUAGCACAGAUUGGCUUCAAGCCUUCUGCUUCCUUCUUCCCCCCUGCAGGAAAACUGACCAAGGCAAAACGGCUGGUAGUUAACGAGGGCAGUUCUAUCACCAGUAUCUCGGCCCGCUCUUGGAUCAGCAGAGAAGCACGGGACCCCUCCCUCCUCAUCAAUGCAUGUAUUAACAAGCUGCUGCUAUAUAGGUGAGGGGCUUUCCAUGGCAUUGCCAUGCUGGAAGACAGACACUUGCUCUACUCAUAUGUGCAGAGUGCCAAUGAGCCCCACAUUAGAGGAUAGAUUAUGUGAUACAUGUUUGUGUAAUGCAGGUGCAGAGAAGCAGUUUGCUAUGAUUAAGCUAUUUAUCCAUUGUCUGUUCUUGGCUACUUUUUCCUGACAGGGUUGUGGACAACGAAGGGACACUCCAGCUUAAGAGAAGUUUCCAGAUACAGCAGAGCUCGCAUCCUGUCCGCAGCAUCUUCUGCCCCCUCAUGUCCUUCCGCCAGGGAGCUUGCAUUGGUAUGAUGCCCAUGAGAGUUCACUCUCAUUGUAAAGGGGAUGCUGGACAAGACAUUCUCACUUGGAAUUUCUUGCAGGUUGCCACUUCCUUGCCUGCAACUCUGCUCCUGCAUGCAGCUAAUCUGUAUGACACAUAAUUAUUGCAGAGCCUAGUCCCCUCACCCCACAAAAAACAAACAAACAGGGAAGCUUUUGUCCUCUCUAAUUACUUCUCUUUGUGCAUUUCAGUGACCGGCAGUGAGGAUAUGUGUGUCUACUUCUUUGACGUGGAGCGAGCUACCAAGGCUAUAGUCAACAAACUACAAGGUCAUAGUGCUGCUGUGCUGGAUGUCAGCUUUAACUGUGAUGAGAGCCUGUUGGCGUCCAGUGAUGCCAAAGGCAUGGUUAUUGUCUGGAAAAGAGAACAGAAGUAG
This is a messenger RNA of Podarcis lilfordi (Lilford's wall lizard), 8063 nucleotides long. Lineage: Eukaryota; Metazoa; Chordata; Lepidosauria; Squamata; Lacertidae. The record is from the annotation of a GenBank genome assembly.